This is a messenger RNA of Exaiptasia diaphana, 1095 nucleotides long. RefSeq names its product protein rogdi homolog. Gene Ontology annotation, cellular component: RAVE complex. The transcript is spliced from 13 exons. NCBI's taxonomy places the organism in Eukaryota, Metazoa, Cnidaria, Anthozoa, Actiniaria, Aiptasiidae. The record is from RefSeq and is a predicted model, not a curated record. The coding region runs from base 20 to 883 and encodes 287 amino acids.
GAUUGCUAGAAAACUCAAAAUGGCGGACGAUGAGGAGCUAAAAGUCAUGAAACUUGAAUUUGAUUGGCUUUUAAAGGAGCAUUUACCAAAAGUCCUCAAUCAAAUGGAUGCCAUCUUGCAGGAGUGCCUUAAAUGGCUCCAAUUUUCAAGUUUGUCUAGCAAUCCACAAGGUUUGUUUGGGGAAGAUAUGGGACACCCCAAACCACAAGAUUAUUUUAUGUUAUCUACACCAAGUGCAGAUUUACUGAAGGGUUAUGUAGCAGUGGAAGGAGAUGACAUCUCCAAAGGAGAUUUAAAAUUCAAAUUACCAAAAGUUUCAACCUCUGGGUUUAGAGUUUUUAUCAGAGAAAAUCAUCCAUGGAAACUUCAACAAAUUCAAGAUGCUGUCAAUUACCUCAAACUUUCUUCUGAAAAGGUCCAGGAAAUGCGGAAUAUUACCUGUUCUCCAUCUGGAAGAGAAGUCAGUAAGAUUGUUGAUGACAUCGCAAAUUGUCUUGCAAAAGGCAAGAAUUGUUUGAUGGUCCCCAAGAAGAUAUCGGUGUUAGAUAUCCUAAAUUCAAGUAACCAAAAAUCCUUCAAACCAAAUCUACCUGAUGAAGUUGUAGCUCAUUUUUACAUCAACAGCGAUAAAYUAAUGUUAUCAGUCUUUACUUUGUCAAUACUUCCUGUUCCACCUCAAAAUCCUAAACAAGUUCCAGAAGCUGAUCAGACUGGACAUACUUUUGAACACAAUUCAAAGUGGAUGGAAAUWAGCAGUCAUUUUGAGGUUGAUUGCAGUAUUCCCAGAUUGAAAGACAGUGUUCUACUCUUUACAGCAGCACUACAAAUAUGUCAACAAUUGAAGGAUAAAAUUCUUGCCUUCAGCAUUUUAGAUUCAAGAUGAAUUAUCAAAAUUCAACUCUAAUGAGGAUAAUUUGUAAAUAAAUYAUAAUUCAAUAUCAUAUAUUUCAAUAUCUAAUAAUACCAGUAAUAACAUAUUCCACCAAACAUUUACUGAAAAAAUAAUUGAAAUAAUUUUGUGGAAGGGAAUUUUUUAGCUUGUACAAAAACUCAAUUCAUAUGUAAUAUGAUAAAUAUAGAAAUAAAUUGAUUAUA